UGGUAGUCGCCGGUAUCCAGUUCGUGAAGUGAAAAGUUCAUUAAUAGUGUGGGAUUACGUGAAUAUGACGCGACUGGCUCUUAAUGAGAUUUAGUCGAGGCAGCCUUGACCUUUUGUUUCGGUGCUCGAUUGUUAAGUCGAAAGUUGAACCUACACGCGUAAGACGAAAAUAGGCAAGUGCAUUCUGGCAUUUGCUGUGACAAUGAGGUGUCUGAAUGUUCUUCAGACCCGUCAUGCCUCCGAUGCAGUCCCAGAGGAUGUGUGAAAUGUCAAAACCUCAUCGUAAUGCACACCCGGAGAUGUGUAGAUACCUGCCCGUUCGGUCAUAUCAGAAAAUGGAGCACCGUUGUCGAUUAUAUAGGGGAAAUGUGCCAACAUAACGGCAAUUUUCUAGGUCUUUCAACGAACGCCCUAGCAGUAAUAGUAGGCGUAGCGACAGGCACGAUCCUAUGCGUGGUUUUCAUCUCGACGGCAGUGGUAUACAUAAAAUACAGACGAAAAAAGAUGCCUGUCAUCAGCGACACUGCUUCCGACAUCGACGACUCUCCCGAGAAAAAAGACUUCCUCAAGCAGCUGGAGACGUUGAGGCCGUACGCUGAUAACUACCUGGAUAUGCUCAAUGAUACCAGGAGGCAGAUCAGAGAACUGCAUAGGGAAGGGGAUAACGGCGCCAUUUCUGCUUAUAGGCCGGUUGUUAGGGAUCUAGCGAAGAUCCUGCUUCUGCUGAACCGUCCUAUAGACAAAAUCGCAGUCCCAGAUGACUGGGAGCAUCUUUUCGGCUGGGCCGAAAAGGCACUGAACAGGUACAAACGCAUGAGCGGCACUUCGAACCAUCCUCAAGUAGCUCAGCUCAUCAAUUUCCUACAGGGACCUACGGACCCUUCAGAAUACUCACUUAGGGGUAGUACCACCUUAAGCACGUUCAAGCCUGAUCUUCAGCCAAGCCUGUCAGCCAUGGAAGGCUGCUCCCGCCUGAGCCUACAAGAUGUGGCCAUCGAUAACUUCACCAGCAACUACGACUCAAAGUUCCAUCAGCCUCUGAACCCGCAGUGGAAGUUUGAGUACUCGUUGGUCGCCAAUAACUCCUCCGAGUUUGAUCCUGCUCUAUGGAGGAAUAGCAAGGAGUACCUCAACGGGUCACUCUUUUUGGACGAUGAUUUCUGCCAGUUGGGCUUCAGGCCACAGGAUGAGAUCACGACGGAGUUGUGACCGAGAAGGUUUUUCGACUCAAAAUAAUGAUGGUUAAUGUUUAAGAUCAUCUCAUGCUAGUCACUGAGACGCCUUUUAUUGUACAUAUCAUUAUACAGCGUCUCAAGUCUAUUUUAUUACCGAUUUUUUAUAUACGUUUUGUAUAAAAAUGAGUAUCAAUAGGGUAUGAUAUAGAAAAUAUGUACCUUUUCCAGUGUAAGAUUAUGUUGUACCUAUUUGUAUUUUUUUUAGUAAUAUAAUUUACGUAAUUUAC
Molecule: messenger RNA, 1462 nt
Organism: Acanthoscelides obtectus
Lineage: Eukaryota; Metazoa; Arthropoda; Insecta; Coleoptera; Chrysomelidae
Source: the annotation of a GenBank genome assembly